AGUUGUAACCUAGAAAAACCGUGAGAUUCUGACUUUGCAUAAUAGUGCCCAGCGGCCAUUUUUAUGUAAUACGAUGUAAUAAAUUGUUAUGCAACAAUCAUUUUGACCUCAUAAUUUGGCGGGUUGCGAUCAGUCCGUCGCCAUGGUAGCACACGCUCGCGCGCUUUCUCGUUGACAGUUCAGUGUUCGAAAUUUGAAUUUGUGCCAGUGACAUUUUAGUGCAGUGACUUUGGAUUUUAUAAAAAAAUGUGCUGAAAUCACAAUGGCGACUCUCGACACCAAUAGUAACAUAAUCGAAACACUGGACAUGAAAAUAGAGAACAGGAACGCACAGGAAAGCGCGGACAGGAGCAGGAACUUAAAACAGGAGAGACAAACGGUGAAAACAGGAAAUAAGAAGGAGAAUAAUCUAAUUCAACUCAAAAUCGACAGGAAUCAAGAGAUAAAUGGAAACAUGGAACAGGAAAAUAGGAAUUUGGAGGAAAUCGACAGGAAUCAAGAAAUAAAUGGAAACAUGGAACAGGAUAACAGGAAUUUGGAGGAAAUCGACAGGAAUCAAGAAAUAAAUGGAAACAUGGAACAGGAAAACAGGAAUUUGGAGAUUUUAAAUAAUUUGAGCAGUAAAAAGAUUGACGAGUGUUUGGAGUGUAGGAAAGAUGAGAAGAAAUUGACAGAGAUACAAAAGUUUUAUGAUGGGAAGAAUAUUAUGAUCACCGGUGCGACAGGCUUCCUCGGCAAAGUACUCAUGGAGAAACUUCUCCGCUCGUGCCCCGGCGUGGAGAAUAUUUACCUGCUGGUGCGGCAGAAACGGGGGAAGGACAUCUACACGAGGAUAGAAGAGAUUUUCGACGAUCCUGUAUUCGACAGGCUUAAACAAGACGUGCCAAAGUUUCGACACAAGGUGGUGGUGAUGCCGGGAGACUGCGAGGCGGUGGGGCUCGGUCUGUCUCUGUCUGACAGACAAAUACUUACAGAGAAGGUAAACGUGGUGUUCCAUUCGGCGGCGACGGUGAAGUUUGACGAGCACCUCCGAGCGGCGCUCGCCACGAAUGUUCGCGCGCCACUACACCUACUCAGACUCGCCAGAGAUAUGAAGGAUUUAAGCGUCUUCAUGCACGUUUCAACAGCAUACUCCAACUCCCACCUGGAGGCGGUUCAGGAGAGGUUCUACCCUUGCGGAGCCAGCUGCGACCACCUGGAGACGGUGAUAGACAAACUGACAGAUGAGCAGAUCGACCAGAUGCUGCCCACCAUCCUAGGUCCGUGGCCGAAUACCUACACAUUCACCAAAGCACUAGCUGAGAAAGAGUUGAGGAAAAACGCUGGAGACCUUCCCCUGGGUAUCUUCAGGCCGGCCAUAGUGACAUCAACUGCGAAAGAGCCGCUAGUAUGCUGGCUGGACAACAUGUACGGGCCCACGGGAGUCGCCAUCGGCACUGUAACGGGUAUCCUCCGAACCCUGCAAUGCGACGAGAAAGUCACAGCGGACAUCGUGCCAGUCGACAUGACUGUCAACUGUCUCAUGGUGGCCGCUGCUAACGUACACAAAACUUACAAAAGGUCACCGCCCCCCGAGCCCCCGAUCUUCAACUACGUCAGCUCCGUGGAGAACCGGAUCACCUGGGGCGAGUUUAUGACGCACAACCUCAAGCAUAUAGACAAGAACCCCUUCUCGAACGCUGUGUGGUACGUGUCGCUCACGCUGCACCGGUCCGCGUUCGUGAACCAGCUGUAUAUUAUCUUCUUGCAUCUGCUGCCAGGAGCGCUGGUCGACGCGUUGGCUGUGUGCCUUGGAAGGAAACCAAAGAUGUUGAAAGUGUACCGCAAGAUCCACAAGUUCUCUUCUGUUCUCUCCUACUUCUGUACGCGGGAGAUACAUUUCUGCAACCGGAAUAUAAGGAAUAUGUGGAACAGCACGCCAGACGACGAUAAACAGUUAUUCCCAUUCAGUAUGACUGAAGUGAGCUGGGAGGAGUAUUUCCAGCAGUACCUCAUCGGAAUCAGGCGAUACUUGUUUAAGGAGAGCGAUGAUACGUUGCCGCAAGCGAGGAUCAAGUGGAGAAGACUAUACUACCUACACCAGUUAGUAAGGCUAAUCUUCUCCGCUUUAGCCCUCUACGCUCUAUGGUCCAUAUUAACUACACUAUUUUAGAACCAAAGAGUUGUUGUUUUUCAAAUUAAGGACGCUAAAGCUCGCUUUUCCUAGGAUAGCGGUGCCGUCAUAUAGCGGCCGUCUCCAUACUAAAUAAUAAGGCUAAAUGUGACUUUCUACGGCAAAAGGUACCUUAUGGCGGCAGGUCGCAUAGUGCCGCAAUAAUAUUGGAGCGGCGUUCAUCAUAGCGUAAGCGCCAACCGCCAUAAGGUACCUUUAC
Cydia fagiglandana is the source of this 2372-nucleotide messenger RNA. Its product is annotated as fatty acyl-CoA reductase wat-like. Gene Ontology annotation, cellular component: peroxisome. The record is from RefSeq and is a predicted model, not a curated record. The transcript has 14 exons. Gene Ontology annotation, biological process: long-chain fatty-acyl-CoA metabolic process. Bases 263 to 2152 code for a protein of 629 amino acids. Gene Ontology annotation, molecular function: alcohol-forming very long-chain fatty acyl-CoA reductase (NADP+) activity. NCBI's taxonomy places the organism in Eukaryota, Metazoa, Arthropoda, Insecta, Lepidoptera, Tortricidae.